Glycine soja is the source of this 564-nucleotide messenger RNA. Its product is annotated as protein MAIN-LIKE 2-like. Lineage: Eukaryota; Viridiplantae; Streptophyta; Magnoliopsida; Fabales; Fabaceae. The coding region runs from base 1 to 564 and encodes 187 amino acids. The transcript has 3 exons. The record is from RefSeq and is a predicted model, not a curated record.
AUGGUGAUGUGGAUGAAGCCCCUCAGCGUCAAGGGUCGACAACAUCUACACGUAGACAACGGGCAGCUACACCUGUUGCUUAGGAUGUUGAGGUUUCCCAUGCAGACCCCACAAUACAUCAUUUUGACAGAAUACAUUCAUCAUGUGACAACCACAGUUUGGGCAGGAGAGGAACGUCCUGAGUUGAAGUUGUCCUCUCAUGGAAGGAAUGUACAAAAAUUUGGAAGGCCUGCUCCAAAGAUUGAAGACAUAGUGGCUGCCACAGGAUUAAGUCCUCUAACUGCAUGUUCCUUGAACACUAGUGACAGGGGACUUAUAUAUGCUUUUGCGGAGAGGUGGCACAAAGAAACUAGUAGUUUCCAUCUUCCGAUAGGAGAGGUCACUAUCACCCUCGAUGAUGUGGCAUCGUUGCUACAUCUGCCCAUUACAAGUGUGUUUCAUACCUUUGAUGCUCUUCAUGUAGACCAAGCCGUGGACUUGUUAGUUGAGUUGCUUGAAGCCAGCACACAAGAAACAAAAGAUGAGACAUUUCAAUUUCAUGGGGCAUAUGUUCACCUAGCCUGA